Molecule: messenger RNA, 3337 nt
Organism: Strongylocentrotus purpuratus (purple sea urchin)
Lineage: Eukaryota; Metazoa; Echinodermata; Echinoidea; Camarodonta; Strongylocentrotidae
Gene: ttc29
Product: tetratricopeptide repeat protein 29
Exons: 10
Coding region: 211-1623 (470 amino acids)
Molecular function (GO): protein binding
Source: RefSeq, a predicted model, not a curated record
UAAAAAAGUUCCCAUAACAACAGAAACGCGAAUGUACCAAAAUCCAGCGAAGCAAUUUUAUUUCUCUUAUUUUUGCCGUAUUCCCGUCAAGUUUUUAUUUUGCAGAGAUUGUGGUACUUUUCAGGAAGAAUCAUUAUGUAGGCUAGACUGUUUUAUAAAGCAUACCGGUAUUGUUCACUUACUUCCCCGACCCGUGACAAAGAGAGCAUCAUGAUGGCUGCCCCUCUACCAGCCAUCCACAACACAAGGGGGCACUCACCUAUCAUUGACCCAGUCAUGCAGCACAGGAUCCCUAGUCCACCCAAUAAGAUGAGGCCAUCGGAGCAGUACACAAAGCCAAAGUACAGAAUGCAAGGCAGAAGGGACAGGCAGCACUCGUUAAAAAAUGGAUCGGGCAGAAACAAAAGUCCACAGAUGAGCAAAAUUGAGGCCCAAAAAUAUCGCAAUACAUUCUUUCACAACCUGUGCUUAGAGGUGCUUCAGCAGGGUUUCCAUCGCUCCUUCUCAGAAAUCUUCUACCUUAUCAAGCACCAGCAGAAGAUUGUGGAGGAUGCAGGAGCUGACUCUUUGCUCCAGGAUCGUUCUAUCCUGGCCGACCAACAUGAGAAGCUCAGGCAAAUGAAACACCAUCUCACCGAGUCUGAACUUGCCUUAAGACAAGAUAAUAUGUCCAAAGUCUUUGAAGAGAGGGAAAAAUUAGCGAAGUAUUUCUUGGAUGAGAACGACCUGUGGCUAGCAGAUCAUUUCUUUCAAUCUUGUCUCGAGACUGCCACAAGGGUUGUCGAGGGUGGAGAUAGAAAAGAGGCAGAGGCACACUGUAACAUAGGUCUAGGCUUCGAAAGGAGGAGAGAGUUCUCGACAGCUGCUGAUCAUUUUGAGGAUUUCUACGCAUUGACUUCAUCCAAGGAUUGGAUGACCAAGGAGAACCAACUGCUUCACUCGGAGGCCUGUGAACAUCUGCGACGCCUCUACACAGCCACGGCAGAGAGCUUCCAGAGCGAAUACAAUACUGACAACAAAGAAGCCAUCAACUAUCUAUUGAAGGCCUAUGAAAUGGCCAAAGAAAGUAAAGAUGGGCGGAAAGAGGGAGAGGCUAGCUACAGGUUAGGACAAGCAUAUGAGACGUCAGGUGACAGUGAGACUGCUUUGAUGUACUUACAAGGCUUCAUGGACAUCUGCAAGAGAUUUAAUGACCAACCUGGAAUGGGAAAAGCAUGUGAGGCUAUUGCUAAAUCAUAUGAGAGACAAGGAAAGCGGGAUGAGGCAGUGACAUAUCUAGAGAUGUUUGUGGAGAUUGCUGAGAAGAAUAAUGAGGAGAAGGCUCUAAGUCAAGCUUGUAGCUGUCUAGGUGCCAUCUAUAACUCACUGGGUGAAUACGAGAAAGCAUCUCAUUACUUUGGGAAAGCCUAUACUAUGGCCCGUAGCCUGGGUGAUCCUGAAACGGUGGAAGAAGCAAGAACCCAGUUUGGGAUUUCCAGCGCGCACAAAGCAUUGACAUCCUUUGUAUCCGUGGUUGAGAAUCCUUCCAGGAAGAUCAUGGCUCAGCUGAUGAAUUGGAAGGACGUGAGGAAUGAUGCCUUCGUUGUUGCCCUUGCUUCAUCAGAAGAAGAUGAUGCACACUGACAGUAACUAAUGCUCAAAUGAAGCUAGUAGAAUCUCUGCUUUCCUUCAGUGAAUCAUCAUACAAGUGCCAGACUGGAAGACAUGCUUUCACAGGGGAUCUGCCGUCCAUGUAUACAUAACAGGUGUAAAUAAAGAAUAUUGUAAAUACAGUUGGAAUAUUUUUUACUAUUUCAAUGUCUAUACAGGACACCAUUCACUUGGAACAAAUUCAAGAUACCUGCAACAAGACUGUUUGAAAAGGAAAAGUGAAUUAAGACAUGUUUAAAAUGAGAAUGAAAGAAGGUAUAUAUUUGGAAGUGUGACAUAAAAUGAGUUUCCUUUGAUAAAAUACUCCCUCUGAAGAGGUAAAUUCACUGUUUUUUAUGUCAGAUAUUUUCUUUCCUUUUUUCCCAGGGAGAGAUCUUGGGUACAAAUUAUUAAUCAUUUAAUUGGAAAAAAUUCUUUAAUCAGGACUUUCUGCAUUUUGAAAAUGCAAAAAUAAAAACAAACAAACACUAACAGGCACAUGAAUGCCAAAACUUUAUACAUUUGAAUCAGCGAGGGAUGUGGCAAACAGACCCCCCCCCCCCCCCGUCUUAUUAUUAAUAUGUUGUUAUUGUGGUAUCGCCAUCAGCAUAUUACUUAAUUUAGUACCAAAUUAAGUCCAUAUGAUUACAUUUUGAAAAAACGUAACAUGCUUUUGAAGUAAAAGAAUUGGGGAGGUUUGGUCACAUGUACUGCCACUGUAACCUUUCUGAAUGGGAACAACACAUACUGUAAGUUGUACAUUUUUCACAUUUAUCAAUGUGAAUUGCAAAAUGUUAAACGUAAAUGUACAUUGGGUGUUGAAGGCAGAGGUAGGUGGAAUGUUACUGUGUCAGGCGUACAUCUAAUUGUUUUCUGAGGCUAUAUCACAUUUUGAUGUUUUCCCUUUUGUAGAAUUUGUAUGAUUCCAUUCAAAACUUCUUGAAGAUUAACAACAUCCAAAAUCCAACAAGCAGUUGAUUAAAAGUUGUGCUUCUAUCACAAAACAGACUUUUGUAGCCAAAUGGCCUUUCUUUACAUAUUUUCAGUGCAUAUUUUCUCUAGAGAAGAAAGAAAACUAUGUCCACUGUUGACAUGUAGCCUUUACAUAUAGGGGUGUUAUUCUGAAAAUUAGUUGAAUAUUUAUUGUAGGAAUAUAUAUUGUCGUACCAAAUCAAAUAAUGAACUUUUGCAUACAGUUGGCUUUGUAUGUGGAAGCUAGUUUCAUGAAUGCCAGUGAAAAUACACAAGAUUAAUUAAGAUUUGAAUAAACCUUUUUAGUGAAAUAAAAAGAUAAAUUAUUUUAUUUCAUAUUACCACCCCAGUUGACAGCUAUAUAUGCUCGACUUUAUUUCAAUUUGAAUUUCAGUAGUAUGACAAAAAUUGUAAUUGUCUUAAUUAUUGUAAAAUCUAAUCUAAAAGAUAUUUUCAGGGUCGAGUGGAGAAUGUGCAUACAUUGUGUGCAGGUAAGCCUGAAUCUGAUGACCGGGGUAAUAAUAUAUAUAUUUCUGUAAAGCGCUUUGAGAGGGCCUUUGGUCCUGAAAAGCGCUAUAUAAAAACUAGCUAUUAUUAUUCAUUCCAAAACACUAAAUUCAUGCUGAAAAAAAAUAUGUAAAACAUAACUUCAAAUGUGAGAAAUUAUUUCAAAUAAUAUAUGUAUUUGUAUAUAUUUUAUAAAUGUGAAUAAACUCUGAAAGAAACAUGUAAGAAA